Cinara cedri is the source of this 1459-nucleotide messenger RNA. NCBI's taxonomy places the organism in Eukaryota, Metazoa, Arthropoda, Insecta, Hemiptera, Aphididae. The record is from the annotation of a GenBank genome assembly.
AUGCGCCGCUGGACGGCCGACUUGUUUGCGGCGGCCUGGUUCGUGGCCGUGUGCGCCGCCGCCGCCGCCGUCGACGAGGACUACGAGUAUACGCCGGGCAACGAGUUCUUUCCCGAACUGGCCAACCCGUCGCAGCCGGACUCGGACGCCGACGAGAAUCACGAACGCCGGUGCGCGGACAUAAAAGACGCGGGCGAACGGGCGGCGCGACGCGUCGACGUUGCGUCGGAACGAAGCGGCGGAACGCGGGCCGACGACACACCGAUUACCGGUAAGGCACAUCGAAUUCGCGUACGUUUCGAACGCGAUAAUUAAACGCGUGCGUUUAUCAUGGUGAAAUGGCGUUGCGAACGUUUUAGGGAAACUUAUUGCCGACGCCGAAAAACGACAUAUUUUGCUCGUGUUUGUUCGAUAUCAUAGGUAACUCGGUUGUUGUAACCACAACGAGAUUGACAUCGGUUGUUGCUAGUUUUUUUUUUGUUUUCAUCAUUUAAUUCUCCAUAUUACGAUAAUAAUAUUAUUAACGAUUGAAACGGAUCAAACGAUUAACAUUAUUUGGAUUCUGAGUGAAGCGAGAAAUCUAUUGGUUUUACUACGAUGUGUUUUUUUCACUGUCAUCUGUAAACGACUUUUCUUCCAGAAAUCUUGCUUCAAUCAAAACACGACGAGAGACCUAUUUUCGUUACGUCUCGGCUCUAUAGUUGGUACAUUUUUUUUAAGCUAUUUUUUGAAAUUUUCAUUAAUGUUCGAGAUAAUUGAGGUAAAACUAAUUCUUUAGGUUAAAAAAUGAUCAAAAAUAAGGUAGCCAUUGGCAACUGUUUUUGUUAUUAUUAAAUUUGUAUUUAUAUAAUCUUUUAAUCUGUUUUAAACAAUCGUUGUCGUCGGGAAAACGUACAUCAUUGAUAUUGUAAUUAUUACCUAUAUUGACCGAACCUCACCCAGAAUCAUUUUUCGUUAGCAAUGAUUAAUCGUCGCGUACAGAUUUUAAUUAAAUUCCCCUCUAUGCGUCCCACCUUCCCAAUUUCUCACUUACAACAGUGGCUGCACCCGUCCCCAGUAUCAAUUCUUUGGUUUUUUUUUUUUUUUAUGUAUAUCAUAGAAUGACCUUUAAGAUCAGUUUUACCGCGGUAACGAUCACUUUCGACUUUUCAAACGGUAACUAUAUCGGACGUUCAUAGAACGUUUGUCGCUCGUGUUUAUUUCAUGCGAGACCGUGUCUUUGUUAAUAUGCGCAGUUGCAGCACCGGGCACCGCGAAAAGUGCAGGACCCGUAGCCGUUGUCCAGGCCGUCUCGGAUCCGUCCGCCCAACGGCCAACGGCCACGACCGUAGGCAUUUUUCAUUUCAAGUGGCGUGACGUGAUCAAACGGACCACGAGAACUCGUCCGCCGCCGAACAUCGCGAUCCGGAAUACCACGGCCGCCGCGAAAAGAUCGCGCUCUUAUGAAGUAUACCGCUAA